UUCCGAUUAAAGCGCUGCAGCUGAAGACCGUGUUAUUCAGCAGCAGGAUCCGCUCCUGCCGCGCGCCGUGGAUCUGUGCAGUGAAAGGACUUAUCUCUUUUUGGGGGAACUCUGGGUUUUCUGCUAGAUCUUUCCGGUUUGGAUCCGUUAAUGUUGACGCACUUUAAGUUUUUUUCUGAACUCCUGUGUGUCUCUGCGGCGCAGUGGGAGUUGGACGGACCGAGGUUAGAUGCAGCAGAGAGGUGCUGAUCAUGCAGACGGUUGUGUUUUCGUGGCAACGGCGUGGAUGUGGAGUUGUGUGGCUGAUUCUGCAAUGAGGAGCGUGUUUUUGCAAACCAGCAUCAACUCACCCGCAGAAGUCGGAGCCGCACUUUCGCUCCAUUUGUAAAGAAGAAAGAUUUGUGUGCACUGUAAGUGUCGCCGUGAGGAGCAUGCAGUAACAGCCAUGCCCGUAGAGAUGGAGAAGAUGGUCACCAAGCUGAUGUACGACUUCCAGAGGAACUCCACCUCAGAUGACGACUCUGGCUGUGCUCUGGAGGAAUACGCUUGGGUUCCACCAGGACUCAAACCGGAACAGGUUCAUCAGUAUUACAACAGCCUGCCUGAGGAUAAGGUGCCCUAUGUGAACAGUGCAGGAGAGAAAUAUCGCAUCAAACAGCUGCUCCACCAGCUCCCGCCCCACGACAACGAGGUGCGAUACUGUAACGGCCUGGAUGACGAGGAGAAGCGAGAGCUCAAGCUCUUCAGCAACCAAAGGAAACAAGAGAACCUGGGACGCGGCAACGUCCGCCCCUUCCCCGUGACGAUGACGGGGGCCAUCUGUGAGCAGUGCGCAGGUCAGAUCAACGGCGGCGACAUUGCUGUGUUUGCAUCCCGAGCAGGUCUCGGGGUGUGUUGGCACCCAGCCUGUUUCGUGUGCAGCAUGUGCAAGGAGCUUCUGGUGGAUCUCAUCUACUUUCACCAGGACGGGAAAAUCUACUGCGGCCGGCAUCACGCCGAGAGGCUGAAGCCGCGAUGCACAGCCUGUGACGAGAUCAUCUUCGCAGACGAGUGCACCGAGGCAGAGGGCCGACACUGGCACAUGAAGCACUUCUGCUGUUUCGAGUGUGAGACGAUGCUGGGGGGCCAGCGCUACAUCAUGAAGGAGGGCCGACCCUACUGCUGCUCCUGCUUCGAGUCGCUCUACGCCGAGUACUGCGACUCCUGCGGGGAGCAUAUCGGCAUCGAUCAAGGCCAGAUGACCUACGAUGGGCAGCACUGGCACGCCACGGAGGGCUGCUUCUGCUGCGCCCGCUGUAAGCGCUCCCUGCUGGGACGGCCUUUCCUGCCCAAGCAGGGUCAGAUCUUCUGCUCGCGCUCCUGCAGCCUCGGGGAGGAGCCCAACGGCUCCGACUCCUCCGACUCAGCCUUCCAGAGCGCGCGCUCCACCAGGGAGUCCAGGCGCAGCUCCAAGACGGCGAAGAGCGGCGGCGGGGUGCAGGCCGAGAGGUUCUCGGGGGAGGUGGACCCUCUGUCUUUACAGAUGGACCUCCUGAGCCUGUCCAGUCUGACGCGUGAGCCGCCGGCUUGGCAGAGCCAGGAGCAAACGGGCGAGGGGCGUGGCUACGAAUCUCACCUGGACACCUCCUCCUCCAGUCCCACCCCGCUCCAGCUCCUCAGUCAGUGCAACGUUCGGAGCGCCUAUAACUCCUCCUGCUCCGGACAGAACGGCCAGGAUCACAGGAUCAAGGAGAACGGCGGCGUCAAGCGGCCUCCCGUCUCCGCCACAAAGGGCCAGUCUUUGAGCGACGCGUGGUUUCAGCAGGGACCCCCAGAGGAGUACUAUCCUCCCAAACUAAGGACCCAGAAGAGCUUCACUGAGGUGUCCCAUUGCUCCCAGCAGCAGAACGGCUUCACCUCAGACAAGCGCUCCAUCAGCUUUCACGGCUUUCAGAGGGGCAGAGACGCACCCGCCCAAGUGCCGCGAAGCAGGAACCCCAUUAAUGCACUUAGUUUCCCCGAGCAGCUGACGCCGCUGGUGCAGACCCCAAAGGGGUCUACCGAGUCUCUGGCUCUGUCAAACGCCACAGGAAACUCAGCAGAUCGUGAAGGGAAACAUGAGGAGCACCUCUCCCGUUUUUCCAUGCCAGACUUGAGCAAAGACUCGGGAAUGAAAAGCAACGUGGAGAGCCUGAACUCCUCAGUGCCGCUCCGCAGCUCGGAGUCCAUCCACAGCCUCGCCGCCAGCCAGUCCUACAUGGAAAUGAAACCGUCCCGCUCCUCCCAGUACCAGAUGCAGUUCCGUGAUCCCAAUAGCAUGGACGUGGGGGUAGCCGUGAAUCAUCGUCCGCCUAGCUUCACCUACCCGGAGGAGGACCGGAUCAGCCUGGUCAACGCCAACGCGGCCCGUCUGCCACCCAUCAGCGAGUUCAGGGUGAGCGGCGCCGGAGGAAGGGGGGCGAGCGUUCGAAUCGACGCUCCAGAUGAGACUCCGCAGCGCCGCCGUCACCACCAUCACCGCCCGCGAAGAUCCCGGCGCUCCCGGUCAGAAAACGCUCUCAACUUAGUGGCCGAGCGGCGGGUGAGACCACAGGAGAGGUCCCAGCUGCGAGUCCGGGAGGACUACGAUCGCUUCCCCCCGCCGAGAAGCGCCCGGGAUCAGUUCGGCAUUGGGGGAGGGGGGAGAUACCAGCCCCAGCUCUUCAGGCAGUGCCCCAGAACCACAUCGGACUUGACGCUCCAAAACCCCGGCGCCGGCAGACGCACCGGCCUGAGCCAGUACUCUUGGGACGAUUACUACGAUGACGACUGGUGCUCCACUUGCUCCUCGUCCUCCGAGUCCGAGGACGAGGGUUACUUCCUGGGCGAGCCCAUUCCCAGACCCGUCCAGCUGCGCUACCUCAGCAAUCAAGAGCUGGUGCAAAAGUACAGCAACAGCGGGGUGGGAGGGGCCAACCGCAGUGGGCAGAUGAGCGGUCGCAAACGCAGGAAAAGCAAAAACUGCAUCAUAUCUUAGCAUCUCGGAGAACAUCAAAAAUAAAAAUGUUAGCGUUGCUGAUUAUCACGUUUAUUUGAAGUCGUCAGCAAACCAUAACUGUGUUUGUUAUUCUCCAAGCUUCAGGUUUUAGGCUUUUUUAAAAGCUGAUAUCUUUGUUUUUAUGCAGCACAUGAGUUUUUUUUUUCCACAGUGUGAUUUAGGGUGUAAUGUUCUAUUGAAAUCGGUUGACAAUGUGUACAUAGAUGAAUGAAGUAAUGAUUUGACUUAAGUUAAGGAAGAACGUGUAAAUAAAGUUGUAAAUGGGCCUCACAUAUUUUUAUAUUUUGUAAGGAUAGAAGCGUUUAUGUAAUAAAUAUCUAUAACGUAGAGAUAGAGGUUAACGACAUGAACGUAAGCAUUUGUAAUUUGGUCGACCAUGAACUGCAUUUGGAAUAAAGGGGUGUUGUAGUGACUUA
This is a messenger RNA of Oryzias melastigma (Indian medaka), 3432 nucleotides long. It is a transcript of the gene prickle2b, whose product is annotated as prickle homolog 2b. Gene Ontology annotation, molecular function: zinc ion binding. The coding region runs from base 446 to 2995 and encodes 849 amino acids. The transcript is spliced from 8 exons. Lineage: Eukaryota; Metazoa; Chordata; Actinopteri; Beloniformes; Adrianichthyidae. The record is from RefSeq and is a predicted model, not a curated record.